AUGUCAACAACCACCGGCACCACCGCCGGGGCCGCCGACGACGACGCUAUCAAGACAGCAAUGGGCAGCCUCCUCGACAAGGCCCAAGCCAAAAUAUCGUUCCCCAUCGGCAACCACGACGACGACGACAGCGACGAGGAAGCCGGCGGCGACGGAGACGAUCACAAGGUAAAGACGUCCGCCUCCAGAAGACUAACAUACAAUGUCUCCGGCCAUCUCAUCGCCCAGCUAUCCACCGACUGGGAGAUUGUCCCAGGCUUUACGCUUAACUCUGUUGAGCUCUCUGUCGACGCCUACUAUGGCAGUGAGAGCAUUAACCGCUCUCUCUCCGCGUCGCUCACCGCAAACGCAACGGUCGCGGGCUGCCUUCUCAGCGUAAAGGGCGAGCUCCCGGACCUGCGCAAGGACGCGCCGACAGAGUUCACAUUGUCGGUCGCGGUGCUGGCCGCUGAAGACCUGGCAACGCCGGAAGAUGUGGCCGAGGCGCUGGCGGGCGACGACACUGACUUGGGGCUUGGACCCGUGAUUGGCGGGCUGGAUAAGGAUGUGGCGGGGGCCCUCCGGAACCCGUCGGCGACGCAGGGCGCGCUGUUUGCAAAGGUGACGGUGCUGCGCACGACGGACGGGACCUAUUUCGUGAAGGAGGUGCGGGUGUCGGUUGCGGCGAGGUUCGAAUGGGCGCCUAUCGAGCGCCUGAAGGUCACCAAUGCCAGUGUGGAUCUGCGGGCGUGGCGGACCACCGCGCAAAGUGAUUGGGAGUAUGCGGCGAAGGUGUCGGGCAAGAUGGAGAUUGGCCAGGCGGUGGCCACGGUGGUUGGGAAGCUCAACAUCAAUGUGGGCGGUGCUGGAGCGGCGGCGGAGAAUAGCGCAGAGGUGACGGUGCGCGUCGAGGCGCGGCGCGGCGUGAGUGCGAAGAAGCUGAUUAGUGAGCUUGUGGGCGAGGAGGCGGCCGGGAAGGUUACGGGAGUGCCGCCGGACCUCCCGGAUGUCGAGGACUGUCUGGAGGGGACGUCGGCAGCAGCGGAAGCGGUCGUGAGGAUUGAGAAGGGCGCGGCAGCCACUGGAAGCGGGUGGGGAAUCAAGAACGUGGCGGUGAAGGUAGAGCUGUCGGGCUUCGUGUGGGAGGUUGUGGACGGGUUCGCGGUUCAGGAUAUCGCCUUUGCCCUGCUGGUGACAAGAGGGCCAGCCACAGAGAGCGGGGAGAGCAGCGAGAGUGGAGAGAGCAGAGCACUCACAGCGAGGAGGGAGGAAUCAGGGUCGGGAACAGAGAAUAAAUGGGUGUUCAAGGGCUGGGUGGGCGCGACUAUGUCAAUGCGGGAAGGCCAGUUCAUCAUCCCCGUGUCGAUAAGCUACGAUUCAAACACAGACCUUGUGACGAUCAAGGGAACUCUACCUGACGAUGGCUACGGCCAGCUGACUGCUCUCGCCGCUGACCCCUCUCUCCUGACUCUGCCCGAGAAUGAGGGCGGGGUCGAGGAGGAGGAGGAGGAUAUGCCAGACCUACUCGCAGAUUCAGCCGACAAGCACCCCGUCACUACAGAGUGCCCACUCCACCUCUCCGACGUCGCCUCUCCCACCGAAGGCAAGGACCGCGGCCUCCUGCUCCAGUUCACGUCGACCACGCUCACUCGUGCACGAUUCGAAGCCAACCACAACGUGGACUGGCAGGUCACCGAGAAUCUGAAAAUUACACACUGCGGCAUCAUGUUCGACGUCAAGGAGCCCCGGGACAAGGCCAAGCGCAACAUCUCCGGAUACGUUUAUGGCUCGGCUACCAUCGGUCAAGACAUCAAGCUGUUCGCCUUUGCCGCUGGGAUGAAGGACAAGACCGAUACCGCCUUCUGGCUCGGCUUCUCAGUCGACUACGAGCCCGAGGGCUCCCUCGGCGUCAAACCAACAGACCUCAUCAGCGAUCAGAAGUUCUGCGGCGAAGGUACAACGGAGCCGGACAGCGCCGGGUGGGACGUCGGAAGCUUCCCAGGAAAGCCGGAUGAGGUGGUAAAGAACGCCAAGGCAAGAGUGCUCGUCAAGUUCGCCAAGGACACGGAGGGCGACGAGGCGCAGCGCAAGACACGCCUUAGGCAGGUCAAGGUGAAUGUCGCCGUCGGGGGCACAUGGCAGAUCUGGGAGGGGCUGGAGCUCACGGACGCGCAUCUGAACGUGCUCGUGGAGCGACGCAAGGGUAUUGAGGGGGGGUAUGACUGGGCUGCUGAGCUAUUUGGCGCAGUCAGGGCGAAUGGGACCUAUCGUGUUCAGUUUCUGGCCCUGGCAAAGCAUGACGUGAAGGAAACAUCGAUGGCGGUUGCGGUGACACUGGUCAAAGAGACUGCUGCUGGGGAGGAUAAGCCGGUGGUGCCGUCGCCAAAGGCGCUGACGGAGACGGGGGUGUUGGGGAAGGUCACCCCGGAGAAGAACGAGACAGACGGGACGAUUCCAGACAACUACCCCAUCCAACCCAACUCACUCACCAACACAACAAGCACCGAUCUUGCCGUCACAGCCCGCGUAAAAAAGGUCGCUGGCGGCAAGUUCUCUCUCGAAUCACUGACAUUCUCGCUCUCCACCUCAAACGCAUGGACCAUCACCAGCACCCCCCGUAUUGUCCUAGAGCGCGCAGCCCUCGAUCUAAUAGUCACAAAGACCGGCGAUGAAAAGCGGGCCGUCACGUUUGUUGCGCUGGGUUACCUCAAAAUCGGUAGUUCCCUCGCUGUCCUCACGACACUUCAGUUCUCGUCCAACGCCAAGAAGCUGUCGUUCACGGUCACCACCGGCACCCCCGCCGAUCUCAUGUCGACACUCGUCACGCGGGGUUCGUCGGCGGAGAUUGUCCCCAACGGUUUCCCGCCUGUUCUGAACACACACGGAGACCACUUUAAGCUGGCUGUCGAUGCUGACAAGGGGGAAACCUCGUGGGGCCUCGGCCGCGUGGAGCUCGAUGUCAACGUGAGGCCGGCUUGGGAACUAGGCGAACAUGCGAAAAUCACUGGAAUCACGCUGAAGGCAAAGUUCACAAAGGCCACAGGCGGCUGGGACAAGGAAGUCUCCAUCGUUGGAGAGGUCAUGAUCAACGGCACGCCUGUCAAGGUGACCGCCACGCUCAACGGGGAAAAGGUGACACUCGAGGUGCGGGGUGUCACGGCCGUUGACGCGGCGGCACUCGCGGGCCCGGAGACCGCGGAGUUGGUUAGAACCGCGCCGGCGAUCCCCAGCGAUACCGGCGUCGAGGAUUACAAAGACAGGGGGACGAGGGCGGUGCUGACAUUCCUCAAGAACGGCGGGGGAUACAGGGUUGAUAGUGUGGCGCUCCAGGUGGGCACCACGGAGGGCUUCCAGUGGGUGAUUAUCAAGCCGACGCUCGUGCUGCAGAAGGUUUAUGCGUCGGUCAGCGUGGAGAAUAUCGGCAGGGGGGCCAAGCUGCAGCUUUGUGUGCAUGGAGACCUGUAUGUGAAGAAGAGCGCCAGCAGGGAUGGAGUGGUGUCGGUGGAUCUGACGGCCAAGAAGGAGAGCAUGCACCUGGGACUGGAUAUGAGCGAUGGGUCGAAGCAGACGAAGGAGAGGGAGCAGGUCACGACGCUGGGGGGUUGCAACAUUACGGAGCUGCUGUACAUGAUUACCGCUGGGGGCGCGGCUCUCGAUAUCGACCUUGGCCCGCGCAUAGUCAAGGUAGAUCUCGAUCUCGUGUGGAAGAACAAGACGGGGACCUUCAAGGGCUCGUGUGCGGACUGGAACCUGUCGGAUGUGUACCCAGACCUCGUGGGUAUGAAGGAGCCCUCCCUGACGCUGAGCUAUGUGCGGCGAGGUCGGCUGUCGGGAAGUCUGGAUGGGUACCUGGGCCUCCUGGGUGGGCGCGUGAGUAUGAGCUAUGGCAUCCCGAAGGGGCCGCUGUUGAUUGCGGGCAUCAACGUCAAGAAAGCAGUUGAGCUAGCGAAGAAGCUAUUCAAGUUAUUCAGGAAGGUUAAGAAUGUCGUGAUGACCAUAUUCAAGAUUGUGAGGACGGUGGGAACGGUAAUUGCAGUGGCGAAGAUGGUGGGCCCGGCGCUUAUUGCGCUCGGCGCCGCUACGGGUAUCGUCUGGGCAGCCUUCGCCAUCGUCUUUGGCAGCGGGGGGGCGGCGGCGGGGGCGGCGGCGGCGGCGGAGGAAGGGGCGAAAUGGGUUGUUGGUGGGCCUGGCCGAACUGUAGGCAUCAAAUCCGAGACAGUUGAGCUGUACAUCUACCCCGUCGAUUACAAGAAGAAAGACGGGCCGGGGGAGCUCCAGGUCCAGAUCAUACCGAAUACAAUCCUGGGGGAUGAGGAAGCCAUCAAAGCAGUUCCGGUCAUCAAUAGCUUCACGGCUAUCGAGAAUGGCUGGUCCUGCACCUAUACCCGCCCGGCUACCCUGGGGGAUUACCAGAUCCGCGUCGGCACGCCCGGGGACCUACACGACUUUGACUGCGCCGUCACCGAGACUCCAAGCCUGCUAGGGCCACAGUCGAGGCUGGAAGCACACGGGCCAGUCAUUUCCCGCCGCGGCUAUGCGUAUAUCUUCCCGAAGGACACUGCGUCACGGGCACGCUUUGGCCACAAGGAGGACAGUGCCGCGUUCGCCAUCUCGAUGGGAUAUGAAAAACCUGAGCUGCAGGAGCUGCAUCCUGAAGGUGUGGCGGUGGCGGUCAACUGGCUGAACGACUCGAUCAAGCUGAGCUUUGAGCCGCCUACUGCGGGCACGUACCAGCUCAGUGUGAAGCUCGACGGCGUGGAGAUCGAGGGAUCGCCAGCCACCGUCGAGGUACACUCUGCCGGCGAUCCGACGUAUUCCAUCGCCUACGGGGAGGGCCUUUGCUCCGGUGUGGCGGAUCAGGAAACGGGCUUCUCGGUCGUUGUGCACGACCAGUUCAAUGCCAUCUUGACGGCAGUGGAAGAGGACACCUGUGUGGCCUUCCUGGAGGGUGCUGGGGAGGAUGGGCAGGACCUGAAGUUGCCCGCCGCUGUCGACGCCGCUAGCGGUCAUGUAACGUUCAAAUACACCCGCCCGAAAGAGGACUAUGACCUGCGCAUCCUGGUUAACGAACGCCCGCUGGACAUGUCUCCCAUCACUCUCAAGGUCACCGCCGAGGCCGCCGUUUCAACCACCAAUAAAAGUGGCUUCACGCUCCCGCUGCCACCAUACCAUGCGGAAACGAUAUAUAUCGCCACCAUCGAGGCGCACGACCAGUUUGGCGAGCGCUUCCGCGCGAGCACCGGUAAUGCCACAAACCUUGCGGUGACGAUUAAGAAGUGGGACUCGUCCGAGGCGGCCACAACCAUGCAGUUGGUAGACCACCUCGACGGGAGUUACGAUGUGUCACUGAGGUUUGAGGAGGCUGGAAGAUGGAAGGUUUGCUGUGAUGUACCCACCACCGUCCAUGAGGAGGGCAUGGCCAUUAUCACGACCCACGAGUUUAUGGUUUUCCCACCUGUAGCGCUCACAAAUGCCCGCUGCUACGGAACUGGUCUGUCAUCAGGGCUCACGGGGGCAGCAUCCUUCAAUGUACGCGGGCUCGACCAGGCUGGUAAGAACUUUCCAAUCGUUGAGAACGACGAGGCGGACUUUCAGGUUCUGCUACAGCACGGCGUGCCGGCGGAGCUGACGGUGAGAGAUGGGGUCCUCCAUAUCGACUACAUACGCCCAGAGACGGACAACAUCAUUGCGGUGCUCUACAAGGGCCAGCACGUAUCUGGCAGUCCCUUCCUCGUCCCCACGGCCGCCACUGCAGUGCCAAGCAUCGAUCCCCAGCGCUGUGUCCUCACCUCCAACCUUGAUAAGGUCGGCGAGCUGUUCACGGCGCUCCUGGUCGCCAUCGACACUGACGGCCGCCGCAUGUUUACCGGCGGGCAUAAGGUGCUUGCCACGAGUAAGACGGACACGGUGGUGGACAUUGUCGACCGUGGCGACGGGACAUAUGCGAUCGAGCACUAUCCGGACCCGGCUAAUGACGGGGAGACGGCCCUACAUGUUACGGUCGAGGAGUUUCAGUUGACAGAGUUUAUUCCUGCGAGGGUGCCAGCGACGCCGAAGGUGGAGGAUGGGGCGGCAAAACAGGGAGAGGUGGCGGAGUUGCGGAUCCAUGGGAUGGGUGUGGGUGAGGGGGCGCUUAUGGGGAAGAUGGUAAUCAUGACGGAAACAGUGAUAGUUGAGGUUAUGGAUGUGGAGGUGAGCGGGACAGAUAACCUAGGGUUGAGGAGUGCGCAUUUUACUGUUCCGACUAGUGUGGAAGUCGGAACGUACACGUGCAAGCUAUUUAUUCUGGCCAUACCCGUACCGGGGAUGCCUUUCUUCUCUAUUGCGGUCGAGGAGCCUACGCCACCAACAACAUUCACGGUGGAAGGCCUGCCGCUAUAUAUAGGUAACUAUGGUGAUGAAGGUACCUUUACGGUGGUAGUCAACGUCCGCGAGAACGAAGAGGUCGACGUACAGAAGCUCAGUAUCGAAACGGCCAACACAAAGCCCGAGAUGCUAAACGACCUUGCUCCAAGAUUUGAGACUGAGAUUGAUUCCAAUGAUGACAAGAAGGUUAAUGUCAAGGUUGUAGUUGUGAUUGGAGGGGCGAUUACUCUCGGUCUGACAUAUGACGAGACUACUAUCGAGCCUCCCCAAGAUGGAUGGAUGGUCUACUCCAGUGACGCAUCCAAAACCAUCACGCACCACUUGCCCCCGUCGGUCCCCGUUCCUGCCUCUAUAGCAUGGGCGGUCUCGAGCCAGGAGGGGAUCAAAGCAAACCUCACCGCUGACCUGCUCACUUUUACAAAGUCCUCAUCGCAAUAUGUUUGGAACCAGUGGGCAGAGGCAGUGCUCAAGCUCCCCGGAGUAGUUACUUCGCCCGGUUUCGCCAUCGUCUACGACCUCCGCUGGACCACGCUCACGGGGACCUCGGAAGUCAAGUUACACUCCCCCGUGCCGCUCGCCGACGAUACAUCGCUCCUCCUACGCUAUGCUGAUGGCAGGGUCUCGUGGGUGACCUUUGAGCGGAACGGGGGGUUCCAGCACCAAGGCAACUCCUCGGUCACAGCAGACGGCAGGUGGCACAGGAUCAUGUUCUACUAUGAACAGGAGGGGCAGGCUGGGGAGGUGGCGAUGGAGAUUCGGAAUGUUGUGACGGUGCCAACAGGGUUCCAUCUUUAUUCUGAUGAGCCGUCGUGGAGGACUGAUAUGGAGGCGGUGGAGGUGAUAUUUAAUGAGGAAGCGCCGGCGUGGAGGGUGGAUGAUGAUGCGUCAGAGGUGAGGCCGGAGUUGAGAGAUGAGGAGUUGCAGUUUAAUGUUCCGGAGUCGGGGGUCGGAGGGACUAUGUGGAUGAAAAACACUGCCCGUUUUCCGUUAAAUACUACCUUCAGCAUCGUGCAGUGCCGCCUCCGCGUGACCGCCCCCGCCCCCGCUGGGGACACCCGCGUCACGUUGUUCGGCGGUGCGACGCUGCGCUUCUCGGAGGAUAGAAACCCAACAUGGAUGAUGGAGCACUAUGACGGUAUGUACACCCUGAUCGCAGAGAGCAGGGCGUUCCACCCCAACUCAGUUACGGUGAAUGGGUAUGUUGUUGUUACGCUGGUCGGGUCGGAGAAUGAGAUUUCGUGCUGGGAGGAUGGGAUGUGGGUGUUUUCGUGGAAGGGGAGGACGAGGGGUUUACAGGCAGAGUUUGGUGUGGGGUGGUUGGCGGCCGGAAGGGAGUCGGUAGUGGGGAUAAGUCACUUUAGGGGACUGGUUGAGGGUGGGGUGGUGUAA
Messenger RNA from Morchella importuna, 7734 nucleotides. RefSeq lists its product as uncharacterized. The record is from RefSeq and is a predicted model, not a curated record. Lineage: Eukaryota; Fungi; Ascomycota; Pezizomycetes; Pezizales; Morchellaceae. Gene Ontology annotation, biological process: actin cytoskeleton organization. Gene Ontology annotation, molecular function: actin filament binding. The coding region runs from base 1 to 7734 and encodes 2577 amino acids. The transcript has 8 exons.